Diaporthe batatas is the source of this 1774-nucleotide messenger RNA. RefSeq lists its product as uncharacterized. The record is from RefSeq and is a predicted model, not a curated record. Bases 381 to 1523 code for a protein of 380 amino acids. NCBI's taxonomy places the organism in Eukaryota, Fungi, Ascomycota, Sordariomycetes, Diaporthales, Diaporthaceae. The transcript has 4 exons.
AUCUGUUUGGCGACGUUGUUUGAAUCGCGUCGUGUGGCUCGUGCCAGUUGAUGUCCUGCCAAUCCAAAAGCAGGCGCAACACCACGGCCACCCACCACAGCGGCAUCACCACGAAUGCUCCAUCUCCGAGCGCGAGCCGCCCCCGACGAACUGUUCCACGUCCUUCCUGAACGCGUCGUGACGGGAGACCCGAGGUGAUUGCACCCCCACGAGGAAGCUGCACAACGACGCGACACGGAGAGCUGGGCCCCUGGCAGAAGCGGUGACCAGCUUGCGGCCCCCACCCACGCCUACACCGGGGCAAGCUGCACCACCUUUGAUCACUAGCUAUCCACCCGUAUCGUGAAUUUCUGGGAGGGGAGACGGCCGAAGGAGACAAGAUGACGGAAUCCCUGCACAACGCGCCCAUAGUUCUGGACAACGGGUCCGGCACGAUACGAGCCGGCUUCGCUGGCGACGACCUGCCGAAAUGCUACUUCCCUUCCUUCGUGGGACGGCCCAAGCACCUCAGGGUACUCGCUGGCGCAUUGGAGGGUGAGGUCUUCAUCGGGCAGAAGGCCGCCACGGAGCUCAGGGGGCUGCUGAAGAUCCGGUACCCCCUGGAGCAUGGCAUUGUCACCGACUGGGACGACAUGGAGAAGAUCUGGGGAUACGUGUACGAUGAGGGUCUGAAGACGCUGAGUGAGGAGCACCCGGUCCUCCUCACAGAACCGCCGCUCAACCCACGGAGCAACCGGGACACGGCCGCCCAGAUCCUCUUCGAGACGUUCAACGUACCCGCGCUCUAUACAUCCAUACAAGCCGUACUGUCGUUGUACGCAUCGGGACGGACGACAGGUAUCGUGCUUGAUGCCGGCGACGGCGUGUCACACGCGGUGCCAGUGUACGAGGGGUUUGCCAUCACAAACAGCAUCCAGAGAAUUGACGUCGCCGGCCGCGAUAUAACAGAGUACUUGCAGACGCUGCUGCGGAAGAGCGGCUACGUGUUCCACACGAGCGCGGAGAAGGAGGUCGUCAGGCACAUCAAGGAGGCGGUCACGUACGUGGCGCAUGACCCGAGGAAGGAGGAGAAGGACUGGGCGCAGAUCAAGCUGGAUCAGAACAAAGUCGUCGAGUAUACGCUGCCGGACGGCAACAAGAUGAAGAUCGGCGCUGAACGGUUCAGGGCACCCGAGAUCCUGUUCGACCCGGAGAUUAUCGGCCUUGAGUACCCAGGUGUGCACCAGAUCGUGGUCGACUCAAUCAACAGGACCGACCUGGACCUCCGCAAAGCGCUGUAUUCCAAUAUCGUGCUCUCCGGCGGCAGCACGCUCACCAAGGGCUUCGGUGACCGCCUGCUGACCGAGGUGCAGAGGCUGGCCGUCAAGGACAUGCGUAUAAAGAUCUUUGCGCCGCCCGAGAGGAAGUAUUCGACCUGGAUCGGCGGCAGUAUUCUGGCCGGCCUAAGCACAUUCAGGAAGAUGUGGGUCAGCAUUGACGACUGGCAUGAGAACCCGGACAUAAUCCACACCAAGUUCACAUGAACGAGAGCAAGGAUUGCUUUGGUGUUCGGACAAACAGAGUACAGGAAGAUGCCUGCGGAAUGAGACAUGUCAUAAAAUACAAGAAAGCGAGCGCGUAUUCAUGUUGCCUGCGGUUGGGCGGUUAUCGAAAUGUUGCGGGGGAGAUAGUUGGCGGUGGGUAGCGACUCGCAACCAGAGGCAUUUACUGCUACAGUAUCCGGAGUUGCAAUCUCACUAUAGAUGGAGAAAUGAUACCCAUGGAUGACGAAAGA